AGGUGCCAGAUGCUGCCCUGCCAAAGCCCCCGUCCCCGGCAACCCCACCACCAAGGCUCCCUGGCUUUCCAUCCUCCUGGAUUCCCAGAAUCCGGGCUCCGACUCCUCCUCAGAGAGAGAGGGGGAUGAUGUCACUUCCUGAGGGUGGGGGAAGGAGUAGGCACGACCCCGCAGCCAGCCCGCCAGCCCGCCCUGCCGGCCGCCGCUCACCCGCCUGCGGCAGGAGCAGCCCUGGCGGGGCUGGAUGGAGUGGCUGCACGGGGGCCAGGGACAAGGAGACAGGACGGGCUGGACAUGCUGGCCGGCCCCCCGACCCCACGCCCCCCAGCCCCGGCCGCCCCGAGGACAGUGCCUGCUGGCCGGGGAAGAUUUGGUCGCUUCCUGCUGGUCUCUGCGGACCCACGGGGAGAGGAAGACCUGCCGCUCGCCCCUGGACCAGGAGGUGAGCGCCAGGCCCGCUGAGCCUCCCCGAGCUGCCAGCCAUGCCCGGGAUCGUGGUGUUCCGGCGGCGCUGGUCUGUGGGCAGCGAUGACCUCGUCUUGCCAGCCAUCUUCCUCUUCCUCCUUCACACCACCUGGUUUGUGAUCCUGUCCGUGGUGCUCUUCGGCCUGGUCUACAACCCGCACGAGGCCUGCUCCCUGAACCUGGUGGACCACGGCCGCGGCUACCUGGGCAUCCUGCUGAGCUGCAUGAUCGCCGAGAUGGCCAUCAUCUGGCUGAGCAUGCGUGGGGGCAUCCUCUACACAGAGCCACGCGACUCCAUGCAGUACGUGCUCUACGUGCGCCUGGCCAUCCUGGUGAUCGAGUUCAUCUACGCCAUCGUGGGCAUCGUCUGGCUCACGCAGUACUACACCUCCUGCAACGACCUCACCGCCAAGAAUGUCACACUUGGGAUGGUCGUGUGCAACUGGGUGGUCAUCCUGAGUGUGUGCAUCACCGUCCUCUGUGUCUUCGACCCCACGGGCCGCACCUUCGUGAAGCUCAGAGCCACCAAGAGGAGACAGCGCAACUUGCGGACCUACAACCUGCGGCACCGCUUAGAGGAGGGUCAGGCCACCAGCUGGUCGCGCCGGCUCAAAGUGUUCCUGUGCUGCACGCGGACCAAGGACUCCCAGUCAGAUGCCUACUCGGAAAUCGCCUACCUCUUCGCCGAGUUUUUCCGGGACCUCGACAUCGUGCCAUCCGACAUCAUCGCCGGCCUGGUGCUGCUCCGGCAGCGGCAGCGGGCCAAGCGCAAUGCCGUGCUGGACGAGGCUAACAAUGACAUCUUGGCCUUCCUCUCUGGGAUGCCAGUGACCAGAAACACCAAGUACCUCGACCUGAAGAACUCGCAAGAGAUGCUCCGUUACAAAGAGGUCUGCUACUACAUGCUCUUCGCCCUGGCAGCCUACGGCUGGCCCAUGUACCUGAUGCGGAAGCCAGCCUGCGGCCUCUGCCAGCUGGCCCGGUCCUGCUCGUGCUGCCUGUGCCCUGCGCGGCCCCGGUUCGCCCCCGGGGUCACCAUUGAGGAAGACAACUGCUGUGGCUGCAAUGCAAUAGCCAUCCGGCGUCACUUCCUGGAUGAGAACAUGACUGCAGUGGACAUCGUCUACACAUCCUGCCACGACGCGGUCUAUGAGACACCCUUCUACGUUGCAGUGGACCAUGACAAGAAGAAGGUGGUGAUUAGCAUCCGUGGAACUCUGUCCCCCAAGGACGCCCUGACGGACCUGACAGGCGAUGCUGAGCGCCUCCCUGUGGAGGGGCAUCACGGCACCUGGCUGGGUCACAAGGGGAUGGUCCUGUCUGCCGAGUACAUCAAGAAGAAGCUGGAGCAAGAGAUGGUGCUGUCCCAGGCCUUCGGGCGAGACCUGGGUCGCGGCACCAAGCACUACGGCCUGAUCGUGGUGGGCCACUCCCUGGGUGCGGGCACCGCUGCCAUCCUCUCCUUCCUCCUGCGCCCGCAGUACCCAACCCUCAAGUGCUUUGCCUACUCCCCACCAGGGGGCCUGCUGAGUGAGGACGCCAUGGAGUACUCCAAGGAGUUUGUGACUGCUGUGGUUCUGGGCAAAGACCUCGUCCCCAGGAUUGGCCUCUCACAGCUGGAGGGCUUCCGCAGGCAGCUGCUGGACGUCCUACAGCGUAGCACCAAACCCAAGUGGAGAAUCAUCGUGGGGGCCACCAAAUGCAUCCCCAAGUCGGAGCUGCCUGAGGAGGUAGAGGUGACCACCCUGGCCAGCACGCGGCUCUGGACCCACCCCAGUGACCUCACCAUUGCCCUCUCAGCCAGCACCCCGCUCUACCCGCCUGGCCGCAUCAUCCACGUGGUCCACAACCACCCUGCCGAGCAGUGCUGCUGCUGUGAGCAGGAGGAGCCCACGUACUUUGCCAUCUGGGGUGACAACAAGGCCUUCAACGAGGUGAUCAUCUCGCCGGCCAUGCUGCAUGAGCAUCUCCCCUACGUGGUCAUGGAGGGGCUCAACAAGGUGCUGGAGAACUACAACAAGGGGAAGACAGCCCUGCUGUCUGCAGCCAAGGUCAUGGUGAGUCCUACAGAGGUGGAUCUGACCCCGGAGCUCAUCUUCCAGCAGCAGCCGCUGCCCACGGGGCCACCCAUGCCCACUGGCCUGGCCUUGGAGCUGCCUGCUGCAGGCCAUGCCAACAGUAGUGUCAGGAGCAAGUCCCAGUCGGAGAUGAGCCUGGAGGGUUUCUCCGAGGGGCGGCUGCUGUCCCCUGUGGCCGCUGCGGCAGCCCGCCAGGACCCCGUGGAGCUGCUGCUGCUGUCCACACAGGAGCGGCUGGCGGCGGAGCUGCAGGCCCGGCGGGCGCCGCUGGCCACCAUGGAGAGCCUGUCGGACACGGAGUCGCUGUACAGCUUCGACUCGCGCCGCUCCUCUGGCUUCCGCAGCAUCCGCGGCUCGCCCAGCCUGCAUGCCGUGCUGGAGCGCGACGAGGGCCACCUCUUCUACAUUGAUCCCGCCAUCCCGGAGGAGAAUCCAUCGCUGAGCUCGCGCACCGAGCUGCUGGCGGCGGACAGCCUGUCCAAGCACUCGCAGGACACGCAGCCGCUCGAGGCGGCCCCGGGCAGCGGGGGCGUCACCCCCGAGCGGCCCCCGAGCGCGGCGGCCAAUGAGGAGGAGGUGGAGGCGGGCGGGGACCGCGGCGCACCCGCCCCGCGCAGCGAGCUGGCUCUGCACAACGGGCGCCUGGGGGACUCGCCCAGCCCCCAGGUGCUGGAGUUCGCAGAGUUCAUCGACAGCCUGUUCAACCUGGACAGCAAGAGCAGCUCUUUCCAGGACCUCUACUGCAUGGUGGUGCCCGAGAGCCCCACCAGCGACUACACCGAGGGCCCCAAGUCCCCCAGCCAGCAAGAGAUCCUCCUCAGGGCCCAGUUCGAGCCCAACCUGGUGCCCAAGCCCCCACGGCUUUUUGCCGGCUCGACCGACCCUUCCUCGGGCAUCUCCCUCUCGCCCUCCUUCCCGCUCAGCUCCUCCGGGGAGCUCAUGGACCUGACGCCCACCGGCCUCAGCAGCCAGGAGUGCCUGGCCACCGACAAGAUCCGGACUUCGACCCCCACGGGCCACGGGGCCAGCCCAGUCAAGCAGGAUGACCUAGUCAUAUCGGCACGCUAGCACACCCCCCACCCCACCACCACAGCUGCUUCCAGCCGAGGGGCCCAGGGCAGAGUGGGGGGGCUCCACGUGGGCAUGGGGCAUCACUGCGCUGAGCUUGGGGGUCCGCAUCCCUACCUCAGCCUAGGACCCCCAGAGCCAAGGUGGCUGGAAUCUGGUUCCCCAUAUGAGGAAAGCUGGAGGAGCCCAGGACGACCUGGGGUGACUGGGCCAUCCUCAGUCUGACGGCACCUCGUGCCCUGCGUCAGGGCGUAGGACGCUGGCCACCCUCACUGCCCCGGCCUCAUUGCCCAGGCCACACCUUAGAGCAGUGCCUGCACACAUACUGUCCCCUAUUGGGCCAGGUUGGCACCUGCCCUGGGCACCCCCCUCCGCGGGACUCCCUGCCCCACCCCACCAAGGUGGCCCACAGUGCUGUAAGUGUUUACAGAAGCUGCUGGGCAGGCUCAGGUCUGCCCUGGGCUUCUUGCAAGCCCUGUCCCCCAUCUCCCUCCCACUGCCACCUGCCUAGAGGCUGCCUCCCUACAGGACCUGGGAAGGCCUGCUGGGGAAUGGGGUGAGGAUUAGCCCUUCUCUGCCCGUACCCCUUAACACUAACCCCGUGUCUGAGUCCUACACACCCUGGUCUACCCCGCUGCCCCCAGGGCUUCCAGCCUUGCAGAAGGUGGUGGGCGUUGUUGGGGCACCCCUGGCUGCACGGAGCCUCCUGCCUCUGGGAGGCCCCAUUCCUUUAUGCAUCCAAACCCCAUACCUAGGCAGCUCUGGGAAUCAGGCUUUCUUCCCGCCUACCCCCAGUGGUCCUGUGGACAGGAAGUGGGGCCAAGAGGGAGGGACUGUGGGACUUGGCAAGACACCCUGCAGCCAGGUUAGGGGCCAGGAGGGCCGGGGGCUGCUCUGGUCUGCCCCCAGGCUCCCAUGGGGGCUCCUUCCCUGUUGGGUUU
Molecule: messenger RNA, 4552 nt
Organism: Ochotona princeps (American pika)
Lineage: Eukaryota; Metazoa; Chordata; Mammalia; Lagomorpha; Ochotonidae
Gene: DAGLA
Product: diacylglycerol lipase alpha
Exons: 20
Coding region: 483-3611 (1042 amino acids)
Biological process (GO): lipid metabolic process
Cellular component (GO): postsynaptic membrane; dendrite membrane
Source: RefSeq, a predicted model, not a curated record